This is a messenger RNA of Trichosporon asahii var. asahii CBS 2479, 5163 nucleotides long. RefSeq lists its product as uncharacterized. The coding region runs from base 1 to 5163 and encodes 1720 amino acids. Gene Ontology annotation, molecular function: nucleic acid binding. Gene Ontology annotation, biological process: DNA integration. Lineage: Eukaryota; Fungi; Basidiomycota; Tremellomycetes; Trichosporonales; Trichosporonaceae. The record is from RefSeq and is a predicted model, not a curated record. The transcript has a single exon.
AUGUCACUUUGGCACGACUGGCUCGCUCACUCAACUUCAUUCUUCGACAACCCAUACCACCCUAAGCAUCGCACGAGCUCGCUCACCUGGCUCGACACCACUGAUCACCUGCUCGGCAACCUCUUCGAUUUUGAGCAAGCCAUCAUGUCUGCUCCCAGCUCGAAACUCGAUAUCAAACAGUUCGACUCAGUCCAGAAACUUCUCGGCAAGGAAAACUGGCGAGAGUGGAAGCAGGAUGUCACACUGGCCAUUCGCUUCAGCAGCUCGGCACAGUUCACCUUCUCAGACUCUAGCCCUGCCCAGCAGGCCACUGAAGGGUGGAGUGCUCGAGAUGAGCUCGUGGCGACUGGGAUACUCUACACCUGUGAUCGCUCCAUCGCUGCUGAGUAUCUACACCUCCUCGACGACCCUCAGUACAAGAACUGCCGAGCUCGCACCCUCUGGUGCUCGCUCGAGUCCACCUAUGGGAGCUCGGGCCUGCAAUAUGUCUUCUCGGUCGGCCGCAAGUUCCUCGAAUCACGCUGUGAAUCAGAUGACGAUGUCGAGACAUGGCUCAACUCCGUCUUCCAGCAGUACAGGGAGCUCCAGCUGCUCGAUUUCAGGCUCGACUCCCUCCUGCUCAAUGUCAUCAUUGCAGGCCUCCCUCCUCGCUUCGACAACUUCAAAGACCAGCUCUGGGCUCGCUCGACACUCCCAUCUCGAGAUGAGCUCAAAGUCAUGAUCCUCAAUGUCAAUGCAGGUCACUCGACUGGUGACUCGUCAGUGAAGGCCUUCGCCAUGGGACUCGACUCAGCUGCUUCCGAGCUCACAAACUCUGCAGCUCGCUCGGUCGCCAUCCCUCAGGUCGUUGAGGCACUCUACUCUGGCCUGAGAAAGGGUGGGAAACGCCCAUGCAAGGACCACCCUUGUCUGCGUUGCGGCUCGAUCACUCACUGGAUCAGUGAAUGCCCCCAUGAGCUCGUUACUGGUGGGAGACGCAGACCCCGAGGUCGACGCUCUGGAAAGAAGGAGGAGAAGGAGCACAAGACAGAGCCGAGCGAGGAGUCAGCCAAUGUUGCCCUAGUGGCUCGGACCGACCCCUCGACCACCUUCGAGUCUCACUCAGAGUUCAAGGAGGAGUUUCUGUUCCAAGUGGAAGUCCGUGCAGCUGCUGAGGAUAUUACCAUCGACCCCUCAGCCCUUGCCGCUGUUGCUCAAAAGAGUUGGGUUAUUGACUCUGGAGCGAGCAGGCAUAUGACUGGUGACCUGAGCUGGCUCACCGAGCUCACCCAGCUGGAUGUUCCUCGCCGAGUUACAGUUGCAAAUGGCAAAGCACUCAACUCGACACACCAGGGAACUGCUCGCUUGCUCAAUCAUGAGGGACGUGCCCUUGGCCUCCAAGGUGUACUCUAUGUUCCUGGACUGGCCUACAACCUCUGCUCGGUCAAUGCUCUCACUGAGGCUGGAGCCUCUGUCGAGUUCGCAAAACAGCAAUGCGCAGUAAUGCACAAAUCGGACGUCGCUGCUCGAGCUACUAAGAUCGAUGGCAACUACAUCCUGCAAGUUUCGCCUCGCUCGCUCUCACCUGCUCGCUCGCCCAAACUCGCUCGCUCGCCUGAGUCCGCUCGCUCGGCUGAAGUUGCUCGUGCACUGGAGAUGACUCGCUCGCUGGAUCCCACCUGCUCGCAUCUGGCUGCUCGCUCGGACUCUCUGGCCUCACUUGAUGGCAUCCUCAGUGCCUUCCCAGCAUCUGUGCCCAGUCGCUCAGCUGUAACAGCUGCUCCUGGUUUCCGACAGACCCGAGCUAAGGCUGACUGGGAGACAUGGCACCGUCGCCUCGGUCACCUUAGUGACAGCUCUAUGAAGAAACUGCUCGGGGGCCUGAGCACCGGCUGCUCGGUCGCUCGCUCAUCUCAGAGCAACCCCUCGGACUCCUCAAAGCACACUGCCUCUGUCUGCCCAGGCUGCGCUAUGGGUAAAAUUGUGAGACCCCCCUUUCACUCUAGCGACACACGAGCUGAUGCCCCUCUUGAACUCAUUCACUCAGACUUAUGCGAAAUAGGAACUCGGUCAGAAGGGGGAGCUCGGUACAUGAUGCUCCUCAUUGAUGACUACACUCGGUACACCUGGGUGUACUUCCUCGCCAAAAAGUCGGAUGCAUUGAAGUGUUUCAAAGAGUGGCAGGCACACGCAGAGUGUCAGCUCGAGCGCAGAGUGAAAGUCUUCAGGACAGACAAUGGAGGAGAGUACUUGUCUCGGCUGUUCAAAGAGCACCUAGCUGGGAAGGGGAUCACGCACCAAACGAGCUGUGCCCACACCCCUCAGCAGAAUGGUGUGUCCGAGCGAGCCAAUAGAGUGAUCUGUGAGCGAGCUAUCGCAAUCAUGCACUCUGAGCGCAUCCCUCUCUCACUCUGGCCACAGGUCAUUGAGACUGUUGUGUUCCUCAAGAAUCGGGCACCUUCUCGCUCAGUCACGACAACUCCUUAUCAGCUUCUAUUCAACAGGAAGCCAAGUCUGCGAGACCUCAGAGUCUUUGGGUGCACUGCCUAUGUGCUUAUUCGCAAGGGAGCUCGGGCCGCCAAGCUUGCAGACCGAGCUAUCCUCUGCAUCUUUCUUGGGUACUCAGACACCCAGAAGGCAUGGAAGUUCUGGGAUCCAGUAGCUCGGAAGCUGGUGGUGUCCCGAGAUGCGAUCUUCGAUGAGCAUACCUCGGCUGCUCGGCUCGGAAGACCGCAUGUCUCGCUUGAGGACCUGGAGCGAGCAAUGCUCGGAUCCCUUCCCCGCAGCCUUCCCUACUCGGAGCUGGUGACUCAGCUCCCAAACAUGUCCUCUCACCCCCCGCCCGAACCUCAGCAACCGAGCUCGGCUGACUCCCAUAUGCAUGGUGACAACCCUGGCACUGCUCCUCAUGGAGCAUCCACUCGACCUAGUGCUCAGGACUUCGUGGAUGCAGUGGGAGAUGUUUCAGGAGCAGUGGGAGGUGGCAGAUCUGCUCGACAUGCAUCCAGCACCAGCUCGGUGUCGGAAAGAGACAGCUCGGACACAAUGGGAGACAGCUCGGAGGCAGUGGGAGACAGCUCGGGAGCAGUGGGAGACGGCUCAGGAGCAGCAGGAGACAGCUCGGGAGCAGUGGGAGAUCACUCAGGUCUCACACCAGCUCGCCCAACUAGCCCUGGCCCUCCCAUGCAGUGGCCCGCAUCUAACCAGGCAGCGCAGACACCGGCUCAACCUACAGGCCCAGGUGCACCCGCUCCUCGGACUCCAGACCAACCCUCUCGCUCAGUCAACCUUGAGCCUCGACGCCCUCACUCAUCUGGCCCCGAGCGAGCACUGUCCAGAGUACCAGUGGCCCAGCGCUACUUCUGGGACACCAUCCCAGAGCGCACCAUCGAGCAACCCAUCGAUCCCAACCUCCCUCGGACCCGCUCAGGCAGAACAAUCCGCCCUAACCUGCAAGGUCUCCUCGCCCAGCCAUAUGAGGACUAUGACAGCGAGCUCGACAACUACCUUGGCAGACCUGGAGAUCCCCAAUGCCACCCUGCUCACCCGUGCCUCCCUGAGCCCUUGACAGGCUUAAGCCCAGCAGCUCUGGCUGCCGGCGUGCUCGAGCUCGAAGACCCUCAGUCUUAUAGGCAGGCAAUGAGCUCGGUUGAUGCGGCACAGUGGAAGGCAGCCUGUGAUGAGGAGCUGAGUGCGCUUUUGAAAGCUGGCGUCUACGAGCUCGUCCCACGCAGUGAAGCUGCUGGCAGAGUGGUUACCUCAAAGUGGGUCUUCAAGAAAAAGCGUAAAGCAAACGGCUCGCUCGAGCGUUACAAAAGCCGAGUUGUUGCUCGGGGCUUCUCCCAGGUAGAAGGCAUCGACUACUCAGUCACCUUUGCUCCUGUAGCGAAGUUCCAGUCCAUCCGAGUUCUACUCGCCCUAGCCGCUGCUCACAACCUUGAGCUACACCAGAUGGAUGUUAAGACUGCAUUCCUGUAUGGCGAGCUCGAUGAGGAUGUGUAUAUGGAGCCACCUGAGGGCUGCGAGGUGCCGAGCAAGAUGCUGUGGAAGCUGAGGAGAUCACUUUACGGCCUCAAACAAGCGCCUCGGGCAUGGUACAUGAAGCUCCAUCUCACUCUCCUGGAGCUCAGUUUCCGCAGAGCACACUCCGACCACUCCAUCUAUGUGCGCACGGAUGCUGCUCGCGGCUUAAUCAUCGUCGGAGUCUAUGUUGAUGACCUCACGAUUGUUGCCGAGCAGCUCGCCACCAUAGACGAGUUCAAGCAGGAGAUGUCUGCUCGGUUUGAGAUGAAGGAUCUCGGCGAGCUCAGCUUCAUCUUGGGAUUGCAGGUCACCCGAGAUCGAAGUACCCGUUCACUCAGGCUCUCUCAAUCACACUAUGUCGACUCGAUCCUCAAGAAGCUUGACAUGAUUGAAUGCAGGUCGGCCAAGACCCCCCUGCCUGCUCGGAUUGUGCUCAGAGCUCGGGGGGAUAGUGAAGACAGAGCUGACCGAGCUCGGUACCUGACUGCCCUUGGCCAGCUCAUGUACUUGAUGCUUGGAACACGGCCAGACAUUGCGUUCGCUGUUGGGCUUCUCUCUCGAUUUGCCAGUGAUCCAUCUGAGGAGCACUGGAAUGCCAUGGUGCAUGUGUACCGGUACCUCCAAGGUACUCGCCAGCUCGGGAUCACAUUUGCUCGCCCGAGCGAGAACCUACUUGGGUACAGUGACUCUGACUUUGCCUCCAGCGAUCUAAGCAGGAGACGCUGCACAAGUGGCUUCCUGUUUACGCUUGCUGGUGGCUCAGUGAGCUGGUGUUCAAAGCGUGAGCCUAGUGUCUCGAUCGCCACAGGUGAGGCUGAGUAUGUGGCUAUGUCUCAAGCUGCUCGGGAGGUAGUAUGGCUUAGAUCCCUACUUCUCGAGCUCGGCUUUGAACAGGUUGGAUCAACCCUCCUCUAUGGUGACAACCGAGCUGCCCUUGUGCUCGCUGAGAACCCAGUUGCACACACUCGCUCAAAGCAGAUUGACAUCCGCUUCCAUUACUUGCGAGAGCUCGUUGAGCGAGGAGUCAUUCAGCUCGAGUACAUCCAGUCGUUUGCACAAGCAGCAGAUGGGCUCACAAAGGCGCUGAGCCCCAUGGAGAAUACACGGCUGACAGAGAUCUCUGGGCUGAGCUUGCCGUCACUGAUACCAGAGGUGCUAUAG